This is a messenger RNA of Trichophyton rubrum CBS 118892, 2500 nucleotides long. RefSeq lists its product as uncharacterized. Bases 1973 to 2299 code for a protein of 108 amino acids. The transcript has a single exon. NCBI's taxonomy places the organism in Eukaryota, Fungi, Ascomycota, Eurotiomycetes, Onygenales, Arthrodermataceae. The record is from RefSeq and is a predicted model, not a curated record.
UUGCUUAUGGACCCGAUUUUUGCAAGUCGACCACAUCUGUUAUGCCAUAGUUAUAGCCAACUGGUGCUGUGGAUCAUAAUCCGGAUCUGCUCCUGCCUCCAAAAGCACACGGGCUAUAUCGUGGUACCCUUUCCUAGCCACGCGUAUUAAACGUGUUUAACAGUUUCUCAUGCAUUCUACAUCACCGCCCUUGAAAAGUAUGAAGCGGACAAUGUAUAUUGCGCCAGAUUCACGGGCAGCCAUGAAACAAUCUAUCCAUUCAAACAAAGGAUCAUCCUGCGGAGCUGCGACAUCCACAAGCUUCUGGAAGAUAUUUACGUUUCCACCUCUAGCAGCAAAUACCAUAGCCCUGUAGAAUCUAUCAUCAGAUCUCCGUACUCCGAGCUUAGGCUGAAGAAGAAGGUCUACUAUCUCCUCAUUCCGGCGUAAGCAACUGCUUGGAGCGGAGUCCGAGGAUGGAGUCGGUUAUAAAGCCGAUAGAUGUAUGCUGGAUCUACACGGAACUUGAGUAGAAGGUUCACCAUCUCCUUGUUCCCUCUAUAUGCCGCAAUGCAGAGUGGUGGCCCAAAUAUCUCGCUUGGUUGGUUGCACGAAACCCCCCCUUUCAACAACUCGGUGGCCAGCUGAAUGUUGUCAUGAUGAACUACCGCGGAUAAAAUGUGAAUAAGAGACUGAGGCAUAUGUGUUGUACGGCGGUAUCCCCGUGACCGUGCGCAAUCUCGUGCAAUAAUAGCUCUUGUAAGUGUGUAGGUAUUAUAGUCUUGCACGCUGCCCCGAUCAGAAGCAAAGUUUUCUCAACCAUAACCUCCCGAGACGUUGUAUUUUCGGCACGGAGUAAGGGCUUAGCCGUUUCCCUGAUGGUUUGAACCACAAAGGUUGGGUUAUCUUCAUCUUGGAGAAUUCUGAGAAUUAUGUAUCUAUUAAGCAUGGCAAAGGUGGCCAAUAUCUCGCGGUCUCAAGCAGAGUAUUCAUCACUCCCGUAUUCAUAUCGGCCUGGGUAAUGCCAAAGUCAAAGGGUUCUAGGGUAUAGCAAGAAGCGACAGCCAGAUAGUAAUUGAAGUUAUUCUGUAGCAACGUCAUUGCAGAUAUAUCAAUAUAUGUCAUACAUACUGCAAACAAGCCUCACUGUGUGCGCUUCUUGAGGCCAGAUAAGAACCAAAUGUCGGAAUAUUUCAUCGCAGAGUUCAGGAGGGAGAUCCAGCAGGCCCAUGGUUGUCAUCGGGGUAGAUUCUCAGUGCGACUCCUUUGUGUUGGGAAUCAUUUAUUCUUAUCACAUCAAGUGCCGAAGAAUGAAAGCCCGUAUGCCGUUUGUUUUUUGAAGUUGUCAAGUUAUGGAGUACAAAGGACGGAGUUCUAGUUAACUACCCCUGACCUCAACAUUAUUUUGUUAACUAACAAUUAGUUAACUAAUCCGCGAACAUAUUGGCUAACUUACUUUAGAGUAGAAUUUUUGAUAUUGAUGUGGAUCACAUCGCGGAGCAAUGAGCCGAAAAGGGGUAACUGGUUAUCUAACUUAGUGAAAAAAUCAACCAUAACCAGGCAUAUACCCACUCGCGAUAUAGUCCGCGGGAUCGCUAGGUAUAUAUAGUCGAUACUCACACCCACAUUUACCUCAAAACCCCAUACCUGUUCAGUUCCUUCGUUCCUCAGAUACCUUCCACCAAGACAAAAUUCCCAGCCGCGUUUGACAGUUGUUGUUUCAAUGUUUUUGAGAAGUACCAUCCAUCGAGCUGCGAAAGGGGUCUUUUUCAAUACGUCUUGUCUCUCCGCACAUGGAUUCUCUAGUCGUGUUCCCAGGCUGAUUGGCUCGUAGUUUCGCCGAAUAGCUGACUACGGAACAUUUGGAGAAUACGACCGUCUAAGACGAAUCGAUGACCCCGAGACUAUCAUCAGGUGGAAGCUACAGAGUCAUUUUCCUUGGGACUGGGUGGUCUAUCGAACUUCAUACAGCGACGAAGAAGCAUGGCAGAAAAUGCUUCAAAUCAUGCGUGAAAAGAUUGAAAAAUCGCUUGAAUUACACGAACGAAUGGAUCUGCUUCCUUUCCAUGAGAUGAUAAUCAUGGACGAUAAGGCUAAAUUCGAAGGCACCACGUCGCAUGAUAUCUGUGAUCACUUCAUGGAGUCUAUGGAGCAUAUGAGAAGCCCUGUCGUAAAGAUGCUGGCCAAAAACUUCGGCACGCGGAAACCAGAGGAUAGACACUAUACAGUAUAUCUAGAAUGGGAGUAUGGCAAAACAGAAAAAAGUGACGAGGACGUUGGUAGAUGUAUACUUAGUUAUGGAAACUGUUUCGAAUUAUAAUAUGAUGAUGGAGACGCACGAGUGGUAUAACGAAUAUCGGCGGCCGCCUAAUACAUAGUACUCAGUAGACAAAAGUAAAUUACCGGGCUACUUGCGUAAGUGUACGAAUGUCGAAUAAAUCUAUCCUUGGCCAGGCUUUACUUGGUCACUGCUCCAUACGACUAUGACGUGCGCCAACAGCUAGGUGAAGAGACUAAAAUA